Molecule: messenger RNA, 7705 nt
Organism: Dufourea novaeangliae
Lineage: Eukaryota; Metazoa; Arthropoda; Insecta; Hymenoptera; Halictidae
Gene: px
Exons: 15
Coding region: 445-7326 (2293 amino acids)
Source: RefSeq, a predicted model, not a curated record
GAAUUGAGGCAAAGUCGUGGUGCUGUGCCAUCAGAAAAUGUAUUUUUCAUAGUCGCGCGACCUCUUUUAUUAUAGUUUUCAUGCAUGCGACAGUGUGAUACGGAUUCGGGACGCGUCAGACGGUGCACGAUAGAUGUAAAUAUGAGUGGGACGAGACGCAACAUUAUUCCGAAGGUGACACCCCGCAACUCGGUGUGGUACUCGAGCACGUAUGGCAGAGACUAGAAUCCGAGAUAAGGAAGCCCCGCUUCGGCCCAGUAAUACGUAUCGCCGACCGAAAUUACCACCGCGAAAUAGCGAUGCGGUGGUUAAUCCCCCCGAACUGUGAAAACGCUUGCGCAAAAUUCCAAAACACUGUCAAUCAUACUAACUUGUGAUCGUAUAUGCGUGCCAAACAAAGAUAUAUAAAAGGUCGUUGAAGAGACCCGAUGGUUUCCUGACACGAUGGAAAGUAAAUUAUACGUAAAGAAUGAGCCGGGUCUCGACGGGCAGUUAACGAAUCCACAAGCGAAUUCAUCCUCCGAGGAUAACAGAGGCGCGUGGGUUUGUUUCGUUUGCGGAACGGUGGGCCACGGAGAGCAGUACUGGCUACGAGUGAAGCCGAAUCCAGGCGGAGCACCGAACGAACCUUAUUUUCCGUUUCUCGAGUCCCACGAACCACCCGCCGGCUACCGCGGCGAGGGCGCUCGAAGCGGAGCAGUGAGAUCGUGCAGUCUUUGCUACGCCUUACUCUUGCAACAAUGGGAGAGUUACGAACAGGAUGCCAGACCUCACAGUCAACGUAUUUAUUGGCUGAAACGAUGCGACGGCGGACCUUUUACCGGGGCCGAGAUGGCUCUGCAGGGGGAAUACGCAGCGCAGGUUCUUGGUUUGACCAACGAGCAGACGCCGCAGCUAAAACUGGAAAAUCGGCCGGUGGGCAUCUCGCCGCGACUUCCCCUGAACUCGCCGUCGCCCAAAGUCGAGCAAACGAGGCCGCCGUCGAAUUCGAUCGAGCUGCCCAGACCGCAUUCGAACACGGCUGAAACGCACAGGCACCUGGAACAGGCUAGGCUCACUAUGGAAUCUCCCCAUCAAAGACUGCAAUCGCCUAAACAAAGGUUACAAAGUCCUCGGCAGCCGGUGGAAGACACAAAAGUGUCCAACGAAGCAGCCCUCGACCUGAGACACGCACCAAGAAGUUCACCUGCGCCACAACCAGCAGUACCGCCACAACCUCAAUCGAUUUACAGCAGUGGAUCAUCAUCGAGCGUCGGGACCGACAUCUUAGAUCUUUCGAUGCCGGAUAAAAAUUCGGUCACGGAAGUUUGUUAUGUCUGCGGGGAUGAGUUUAAGAGAGGAUCGCUUAGUCAUAUUGCAGCGAAACCACUGCCAACUGCACCGCAUCCAUCGGCCACCCCGCUGCCAUUCUUUCCUUCCCUAACGCUUCAUCCGAGACCGAGCAGAAGUCGACCCAUGGACAGCGCUGGUCGUGUACAGGCAUGUACAGCGUGUCAGAAUCACCUUCUGUUGCAAUGGAAAGCGUACACCCGACAGGGAGUGCCGCACGGUGAUCGGAACUACACGCUUCGUAAUCGGCAAGCACUCGCAAUGGACACGACCACCUUUAUCUGCUACACUUGCGCGCUCGAGUACCCUUCGUCCAGUAUUAGACUUCUUUAUUGCUGUCCUAAUCCCGAGAAGGAGGCGUACUAUCCUUUUAUUUAUUCUCUGAGACCUCCGCCAGGAGCUAGUCCUAUUAGUCCUCAGGGAAUGGUGCAAGUAUGCUCCAUUUGUUACCAAGCCAUACCGCAGAAGCAGCAAGUGUUCGGCGGUGAUAAUCACGAGGCACAGCAGCCCGCGGGGCAAACAGUGGAUUUUCGGCAGCAGGGCCCCUCACCGCGACCCGUGGUGGCCAAGUCGCCGGCGAAUUCGGCCGGCAGCGAUAUUCGUUUCAAGCCGUACGAUCUGAACAAGUCGACGGUCGCGACGAAUAAACAACGGACCGCCACGGUGAAAGGAACCACGCCCGGCCAACGAAACUCGCCGAAUAACGCCCCCGCGGAGAACGGGACCGUUGCCCUCGGCCAGAACUAUAGGUGCUAUAUCUGCGAGAGACUGUAUCCCCGCACUCACAUGGAAUGGUUGUCUACGAGCCCGGAAGGAAUGAAUUCGCACGCGAUGCAUUUUCCUUGCUUGCGUGGAAUGGCACGGACUUCCGAGAAUGCCUGUAUGGACAGUCACGGCAGAGUGUUGGCAUGCAGUCACUGUGUGAAUCAUCUCGCCCAACAGUGGGAGAGCAUGGAUGCUGAACGUGUUCCUUUAGAACGUCGCAGGUAUGAUAUUCCUAGUCCACAUCCAAACGGCGACGUGAAUCGAUCGAUCGCCACACCACCGAGCUCCAGCUCGGAUCGAACGUUCGGUAGCAAUCCAGGCACAUCGAGCAGUUCCAUUUAUUGUUUCCUGUGCGGUCUGCACAGCGAUCUCACUCUCGCGAGGGUACUGUACGGUCGGCCACAGGGUCGGAACGCGCCGUUUUUCCCCGAGUUACUGUGUCAUCAGUCUCCGCCGAACGCCGAGCAACUCCGAGAGGACGGUUCCGCGCUGGUGUGCACGUUCUGUUAUCACUCGCUUCUGACGCAAUGGCGUCGAUACGAAUCUCUUCCCAACGGCCAGCAGGUGAACCCCGCGGAAAGACAGUACAACACGCACGAUUACUGCUGUUACGUUUGCGGCAUCACGACGUAUCGGAAACGUGUCAGAGCGUUGCUCGUGAAGGAUUUCCCGUUCUUGAAGUAUCACAGACAACCGGAGAAGAGUUUGUUGCUGGAGAACGGGGACUUCGCGGUGGUUUGCUUGGAUUGUUACGAAACGUUGCGCACCCAGAGUCUCGAGUACGAACGAUGGGGUUUGCCUGUCGAGAAACGGGAAUACAAUUGGAUCGUGCAACCACCGCCGCCGGAGGACAGUCCCGACGCAGCCAUCGCUAGAUUGCCUUCCGGUGAACGGUCCGAGAAGGUGGUCCCGUCGACGUUAACCGUUCGACCGGCACGAAAGAAUUGUUCCCCAAAGGCGCCGGAUAAGAAGGUUCCAGCCAAGGUCCCGGAGAAAGAACAAGGUCUCCAGCCUGCCAGCACCAAAGCGCAACCCACCACGAUCAGCAAGUCUCACAGGCCCAGCGCCGGUGUUUUACCUCAGGGUCAUACACCUGGCCCCGGUCCAGGCAGCCAACAGACCAGCAGAAGCUUCGCCGCCGCUCUGCGAAACCUGGCCAAACAGGCGGGGCCGGCACCUCAGGAAGAAGAGCCACGCGCCAGCCCCAAAAACCGAGCCCCGCCACCUCUGGUCAGAGGUCCUUCUCCUGCGAAGGAACGGUCCACACACGAGAGAAGACCCGAAGAGAUUCCCUCGUUGUACACGACCGCGAGACCCGCGGAUACCAGCAAGCACAGCGUGACCGCCGCAGCUUCCGAAUUGCUGGCCCGUUCCGGUUUCCAGCCGUACCGGCCCGAGCAUCAUCCGGCCCAUGCUCCGCCGGCGUUCGCCCUGGAUCCUGCGGCUUACAGUCCCUAUCACCACGGCCUCUACCCGCCGCCACACCUCCAACACGCUUAUAGAUUAGAGGAACAGUUGUAUCUGGAACGGUGUGGAAUGCUGAGACCGCCGUUAUUCCCCGGGCUACCAUCGUAUCCCCUCUACGGUUUAAGAUAUAGUCCGGACAUGCUGCCGCCCGCAUCCAUCGGAUUAAUGCCUCCAGCGAUGCACGAACGGCUGAAACUGGAGGAGGAGCAUCGAUUAAGGCAAGCACGGGAACAAGCCGCGCUCCGUGAGGAGGAGGAGAGGAGAAGAGCGGCACGAUCUUCAGCUCCUGCAGCCCCGGUACCCGCGCCUGCACCUGCAUCUGCCGAUACUGCAGCUAGGAAGCCGACCAUAGCGGCUCAGAUGCACAGCGACCGGGAGCGUGAACGGGAGAACAGGGAUCGUCCGAGUGGAGGCGGUAGCGGUGGCACUGGCAAUAACAACACCAUCAACAACAACACCACCACCGCCGCCAGCAGCAACAACAGCAAUAACAACAACAACAACAACAGCUGCAACAGUGGGAACGGUAACGUUGGAUCGGUCGGCAACAAUCAUCAUCAGUCCAGAAAGGAAGAGCAAUCGUCUGCUCCAGCCCCACCACCAACGGCACAACCGCAAACAUCCGAUCCAUCUGUCACACCAAACAUUUACCACUCUCGUCUGCCAGGCUUUCCGAAUCCACCGGCUCCGAUUGGACCUCCGCCCUCCUUGGGCACGGCCUCUAUCUGUUCCGUCAGUUCUGCGGCGAUGCCGCCUCCUUUAACCUCCACUUUACCCCCUCUAAACCUUGGACCUCCGCCAGCUAUAAGUUCCUCGCCUAUCGGUCCACCGCCUAUACCCUCUAUAGCCUCUAUGUCAUCCUUAACGCCGGCCGUAAUAGGGCCGCCUCCGCCACCUCCACCCUUAAGUAUGCCUCUGGCGCCUAUCAUUUCUAUACCCUCUCUCCAUUUACCCCCAGUACCCUCGACUACCAUUCAUUCUAGUCAGCAUACAGCUACGAUAAUGAGCAGCGCGACAACUACCGUUACAACCUCUAUAUACCAUCAGCAACAACAACCACAGCAGCAGCAGCAGCAGCAGCAGCAGCAGCAACAACAACAACACCAGCAAGCACAAGCACCGUUGCCACUGUCGCAACAGCAUCAACAACGUAACGGCGGCGGUGGCUCGAAUGGUACAACUAUGACCAAUUCUUUAUCGAACAGCGGCACAAUAACCACCCACGCUACAUACACAUUGGCAACACCGAACAUCGUACCAUCGACCAUCGGAACCAACGUCAACCAUAUAUCUCUGACCCAUAAAUCACCGCCACUGUCACACGGUGUCCAUACACCGAGAAACAAGGAUGCGUCCACGAUCGUGACGAGCACGACGACGACGACGACCAGCCCCUCGACCACGACCACAACCAUGACCACCGUUGUCGCAGCUAGCACAAGGUCGGCGACCCCGCAACCGAUGUUCGUCCGUCCGUUCGAGGAUUCUUUUCGUUCCUCGUCGAAGCCUCAACAGAGACCGAUCGUGAAUGCCCACAAUCACAGUAUAACGAAUCAACUCGUCCAUCCAGAGUCCUCUAUAAAGUCGUCCGUAACAACGACGACCACCGCAACGACCACCACAACAACGACGACGACGUCGCAAACGAUCGUUGGUCAGAUAGUGCCUGACAAUUGUAUCGUGGACACCGGGAAGAACGUGAAUCUUCAGCAAUCGCUGUCACAGCCGAUCCCAUAUCCGCCGCAGCAGUUCCAUCAUCCGCAUAUACCUGUUGCUCAUGUACCUGGUCUGUAUAAACCUGCGCACUUCUCGUCGACGCCACCGCUUCAGCAUCAUCCGCAAAGCAAAAUCAACGUUCCAACGUUAACCAGCAGCGGUGGCGGUACGAACGUUACCAGUUCGAAUUGUACGAAACAGCAGAGCCCUCACCAUCAUGCCAGCGAUCAAACGACGACGGUUGCGGCCCCACGAUCCGAUAAUACCGCGUUAAACGCGGUGAAUUGCGUUUCCAGCGAGAAAACAGCCGGAAACGUAAAUUACAACGGUAACAGUCUAGUCCCCGGGAAUGCGAACAAGAUUUCGAAUCACGUGAAUUCGCAUCCGAAAAAUACCGGGGACACGAACGUGACCAAGGACGGUAAAUUGAAUUCGUCUAACGAAAAGAUCGAGAAUCACGCGAAGCAGCCAACAACAGCAACAACGGCGAGCCAACAACAAAAUCAUGUAGGGAAGAAUUCGAUUUCAGAGAAAUCGUUAUCUCAACACUCGCCGUACGACCAAGCCAAGGGCCCGGCCAUCUUUCAGCCUCUGAACUUCAAUCUCACCGAGAAAGAUGGCAAGCCCGAGAUAUUAGAUUCUAAGAUGCAGACCGAACAGAAUAACGUUUUGUCCACAUUAUCGUUUCAGCCGAGUUUUAAGUUCAGUAUAAACGACAUCGCCCCGCAGAAGCCUAUAGACACCACUCAGCUGAUGCAGAGCAUCAAGUCGGAGGAAGUUUUGCGUACCUGUCAGAACGUAUCGAACGUUCUGCUGCAGAUACCGAAAUACCAGGAGAAACUGUUGAAUUUCUCGAACGAGCUGAAAACCGCCGCAUUUUGUUUCACCGACAAGUGCAAUAAUUUGACUGAGAUUUCCGUGAAGUGCGAACCGGCGGUGUUGAACGUGCCUGACCCGAGCAAGGCUCUAGUCAAACAGGACGCAACGAACGACAGGUCGUCGUUUCUAGUACCUGAGAACCCGAAAGAGCUGACCUCCACCUUGGAUCUGGCCGAGAGAAGAAGGAAACGAAAACGGGAGAAGAACGUCGGUCUCGUGUGCAGUUCCGAUUCGGAGGGCGAGGAUGAUAUCAAGGACAUGGAUCUGUGGAUCACCAAAGGUCCACCGGCCAAGUUACAGUAUUCCGAGAAGAAAUUGGCCUUUCUGGCGAUGUUUGGCUUGACCACACUAAGCGUGCGAAACGAGAUAGAACUAUGCAAGGUGGAGAAGAGGUAUCGAUUGAAUCCUGAUCCACCGGAAGUACCUCUGGAAACGGAACAAAACGUCGAAUCUAUAUUACCGGUACCGCGCGAACAUCCGGACGUGUUACUUCACGCGCCAGACUUUGAGCCGAAAGUCGGCUUCCUCAGGACCAUAGGACUCGAUUUGAUGCCGCCUAACAGAAGAGACGAGGCAGAGGUAGCGUGGCAGUACGUUCUUCAGGACCGUAAAAAACGGAAGAGCACGAAUUCCGUGACCGCUUACUGCGAGAAAAUCGCGAAGGCUUAUUCGAAUAAUCCGCCUACGUUACCAAAACCGCCGCAGAAGAUGCGGUUAUUGGACAGAGUGAAAGUGAAGCACGUUCCUGAACGGCCACCCCCUCUACCGCCUUUGGUUCCGAACAUAAUCCCGAUGUGUUAUCCUGCAUUGCCUAUGCCCGGUGAAAAUGGCGUGAAACAACACUGCAAGGUCGUGGACAUGAAAAUCGUGGAUGAGAACGCUGACGAAGGUAUCGGCGGGAAGAAGGAACAACGAGCCAAGUGGACCGGACUCGAGGACAUCCUGAUCGGGUACAGAGAGUAUUCCAGAGAGAAAGCAUUGGAGAAGAAAAUCUUGACGUGCGAGACAUCGAGAUUGGUGGCGCAAUCGAACAACUUGCGUUCCGAAACGAUUCAGCUGGAACGAAGGAUAUACGAACUUUUGUCCGCCAGAACGGCUCUUGACUCGGAGAGGCGCGUGCUCAGCGAGAAAAUUGAAAGGAUCAACGCACUUGUUAGGAACCUUAGGUAGCAACGCGUAACGCACAACACGGAAACUCAUUCAUCUGUGAUAUUAUCAAAGGGUUAAGGGUCGUUAGCACAACAGGUACCAAUUUGCGAGGGAAUAAACUCUUCUUUUCUUUUCUUUCCAUUUCAUCGACCAAACGUACAACAGCCUUUCGUAAUUGUUUUUGCGACUAGACAUAUAUACUCGUUACGCGGCGAAACACCAAGAGACAUACAGCAAUUUAACAGCAAUCGUAAGUGACGACCAAAGAGUGUCACCGGGAACGAAAAACUCGUCUUCUUAUUGUCGUGGAAACCGGAACUAUUUAAAAAAUCGUUGUAUCGGGGCAAAGCCAUAUCAGCAGUAUGAGAACACGUGUAAGAUUGAUUGUACAAACAAAGAA